This is a messenger RNA of Punctularia strigosozonata HHB-11173 SS5, 2416 nucleotides long. RefSeq lists its product as uncharacterized. Gene Ontology annotation, biological process: positive regulation of transcription by RNA polymerase II; negative regulation of transcription by RNA polymerase II. The transcript has 4 exons. The coding region runs from base 1 to 2094 and encodes 697 amino acids. Gene Ontology annotation, molecular function: DNA-binding transcription factor activity, RNA polymerase II-specific; RNA polymerase II cis-regulatory region sequence-specific DNA binding; zinc ion binding. NCBI's taxonomy places the organism in Eukaryota, Fungi, Basidiomycota, Agaricomycetes, Corticiales, Punctulariaceae. The record is from RefSeq and is a predicted model, not a curated record.
AUGUCUCCCGUCGCGAUAUUCAACGGCAUAUCGCCCUCCACGCCCCUCGCGGCCAUCGGGAAGAUGCAGUUCCCAGACCACCCCGCCCGCUUCGACCAAGACAAGCAGCCGUCCCCCCCGCGCAUCCAACCACAACCGCAUCCCAGGCAGGACACACCCAGGGAGGAGCGACCACCCCCCGACGCAGAUAGAACCGACGACAACGCGCCGGCCUCACCAACCGCGUCCGCUCCCGCGUCAAAUCCGACCCCCGACCCGACGAGCACCGCACCGGUGACGCCUUCCUGCACGAAUUGCGGGACGACGACAACCCCACUCUGGCGACGCGACGCCGAGGGCAAGUCGAUAUGCAACGCCUGCGGCCUUUAUCUCAAGUCGCGACGCGUGCCAAGACCCUCGUCCCUCAGUCGUACAUCCACCCCCUCUCUCCCACCGAACAAAGGGGACUCUACGAGCUCCUCGGCUACAUCAGCCCCGGUCACCGGUAGCUCCCUGCGGCAGAUGUCGCCUGUCUCCCCCUCCCAAGCCACGCAACAGCAGCACAAGUCCUCGACGGACGCGAACGCCAUGAACGGUAAAUUACCUCCUGUGCCCGCCGAGGAUCCGGCGCAAAGCCACGGGACCUGUCCUGGGGACGGUCGAUGCGACGGCACCGGCGGUUCCAAGGCGUGCUCCGGCUGCCCGACGUACAACAACGCGCUGAACGCGCGUCUUGCAGAGCAGGGCGAGGAAUCUCCUAACAAGGUCGCUCAGAACGCCCAGUCUGCGAGCGAAGCCGAAGCGGAGGCGCCUAGCGCAAGUCAGCAGAAAAAUGCGCGCGCUGCCGGCAAAGGCGCCGUAGGCGCUCUCAGCUGCGCGAACUGUGGUACAAGCACGACGCCGCUAUGGAGGCGCGAUGACGUCGGAAACAACAUCUGCAACGCGUGCGGUCUUUACUUCAAGCUCCACGGCACUCAUAGGCCCAACUCUAUGAAAAAAGCGGUUAUUAAGCGACGGAAGCGUGUGCCUGCGGCCGCGGGUGCACAGGGAGAACGGGAUCGUAUGACGGACCAAGCCGCCGCCGAAGCUCUCGUUUCUGUUGGCCGUGGCCACGAUCGUUCAGGAGACGACGAGGAUGACGACGAGGAUGACCGGGAGGUACAACCCAAGAGAAAACGCGCCAGGAGGUCGCGACCUAUGGAGCCCGUGGGACGGUCCGGUAUGAGGCCGCGAAGGGGUGCGACUAGGCAGGCAGAGAUCGAAGAUGACGAUGACAUGGACGAGGAUGACGAUGAUUAUGGAAGGCGUCGGGCUGCCCGCUCAUCCCCUUCAACUACUGAGCAGCGCCUGCGCAAUGCUGGCAUGUUCCAUCAACCCUCGCCGGGUCCUCAUGGGGGCGGGUAUGGAUUCGAUCUCCCGCCCUUGAAUGCCGCCCUCGCGGCUGGCGUUGGGGGCAUGUAUAGUGGCAUUGGAAUUGGUGGGCCAUCCAGCUAUAUGCGUUCUGGGUCUGUUCCCAGCCGCACGGACUCACCUAUGGGUGCAAUGGCAGGUGGUGCUGGACCCCAGUUCGGCCUCCCUCCUGUGCCAGGCUUCUAUGGUGGUCGCGUGCCCAGUCCCGCCAUGGGUCGCUCGAGGUCUCCCCCGCAUCAUAUGAUGGGUGGCAUGCAUUCCGGAGUACCGAGUGUUGUGGAGAUGGAGAGGCAUUACUUCGAGCUGUCGGAACAGAAGCGAAAGUUGGAGGAGAUGUUGGAGAAGACCGAUCGGAUGAUGCUCGGGCUGAAACGCGGCAUGGACGAGAUGAGGGGCGUCGGCUCACAAGUCUACACGUCCCAGAGCCAAGCGCAGCAGUCUCUCCCGCAAAUGGGGAUGCACCACCCGCAACAGCAGCAGUCGCAGCAGAUGCCGAGGGUCUCGCCCGAUCACCAGCAGCAGCAAGCCCUGGCUCGGAUGGGAGAACAUCAGCAGCAACAGCAGCAGGCGCUCGCGCGGAUGAGUUCAAGUUCUGCGGCGCCGAUGUCGAUGCCAUUGGCGCUCAAUGCGAGGCAGGAUAACGAUAGACGCGAGCCGGUGUGGCCCGUCAUGGAGGCUGGAGCUCCGCAGGGGCCUCGAGAUUAGAAUGCUCAGCUCAUAGACAUUGAUCCUCGCGAUACGAUUCAGCCACCAUAUGCCUCGACUUCAUGCUUCCCCGACACCCAAAAUCCCGUCUCGCCGACUAUGCGCAUGCGUAGUCGGACGGUCAACGUGCCCGCUGCCUAUAUCUAUCGGCAUCUAUUACUCCCCAGGACAGGGACCUAUGCUUGUUCUAUAGCUAUCUAUGCGCCUCCAUCCAUGACUUUCCCUCUCCUUCGCGCUGCGCCAAGUGCCCCGCUCAGUGACGGCAUCGACCACGUACCCACUCUCGCUCUCGCUCUUUGUUUCGUUGCUCGCGCCCCCUCCC